Nerophis lumbriciformis (worm pipefish) is the source of this 492-nucleotide messenger RNA. The record is from RefSeq and is a predicted model, not a curated record. NCBI's taxonomy places the organism in Eukaryota, Metazoa, Chordata, Actinopteri, Syngnathiformes, Syngnathidae.
AUGGGUGUGGAGAAAGAGAAGUCGGAUACGAGUAUUAUCAUGGAUGAGGAUGAAUUCAACAGGUCCAUCGAACCCAUCCUGUCACGGAAGGGGCAUGUAUUCGCAUCCCCAGAUGAAGACCGAGACCCUGAAGAAGUCAACGCGCACCUCAAGGUGGGCUUCAGUGACGUCAUCGCCGAGCCGCAGUCAGCUCGGACUUUUGACCGGGUGUGGAUAUGCAGCCAUGCCACAUUUGAGGUGGUCAAGUUGGGCCUGUACCGGCUUCUCGGGGUACUGUUGGCCGUGCCCCUCGCAUUCCUCCUUGGAAUUGUCUUCGCUGUACUCAGCCUGGUGCACAUCUGGCUGGUGAUCCCGAGCAUCCGGAGCUUCUUGGUAGUGCUACCAUCCCUGCAGGUGGUUUGGAGGAGUCUCACGGACACAUUGGUUAUGCCGCUCUUCCACAGCCUGGGCAGGAGCUUCACCUCCGUCCGUAUCCAACACAUGGACCAUUGA